UUUUAUAUUAUAUUUACGUUGAUUGGGAGGUGCUCAAGAUUGACAAUGACAAUUUUAAUAAAAUUCUUCAAAAUUUUCUGCAUAUUUUAUUACUCUAAGACUAUUGCAGCAAAUGAGAAUUUUGGAUUUAUGGAUUUAGUUCUAUUAGAUGAUCUUAGAAAUUUCUCAUUUACUACAAAAGAUUUAACAAUUACUCAGUACUUUAAUCCAGUUGAUGAUGAAUGGAAAAGAGAAAAAUGUAGAAGCUUAGGGUUUACAUAUAAAGAACCUGUAACGUACCAGCACUUCACUAGAAAUGUGAUCCCCCUUGAUAUAGUGAACGAAAGAAAACAUUUGUAUAGAAUUUUGUCUGAUUUAAUAUGUGGAGAUAGUAGUUUACAUAGUAAACUACAAAAAAAAAUUUUAAUCAGUUUUAGAGAAAAUCCAAUCAUGCAUGAAUUGUUUCUUACUAAAGAAAUUUUCAAUGAAUAUUUAAGCAAACACGUGAUCAUUAGAGAAUCAGAAAUAGAUGAAGAGGUUAAACAAUGUCCGAUUUGUUAUGAUAAUUCUACUGUAAUUUUAUGGAAUUGCAAACAUCAAUUGUGUCAGAGUUGUUCCGAAACAUUGAUAAAAGGAAAACGAUUAUGUUGUCCACUUUGCAGAGCAAAAAUUUUGUCUUUUUCAGACAAGGAAUUGGGGUACGUACAUAGUACGAUUGUACCAAUAGAAUUUUUAGCUGCAGCUUACUAUCUAGAUGUGUGUAUUCAUUUAUAUUUUGGAAAUUAUGGUUGGUUAUUGUUCCGUAAAGGCUGGCCAGAUUAUGAUGAACUUAAUAUGGAAAAUGAAAAGUGUAUUUAUUUACAUAUGUCCAACUUACACGUGGGCGUUAUAUCUGAUGUAACAAAUCCAUAGAUGAUUAUUCACUUAUCAUGUAGUAUCAUUUGUUAUAUUUUAUGAUAGUAUAAAAAAUACAAGUGUUUUUAUAAAAUUAA
Daktulosphaira vitifoliae (grape phylloxera) is the source of this 971-nucleotide messenger RNA. RefSeq lists its product as uncharacterized. The coding region runs from base 46 to 891 and encodes 281 amino acids. The transcript is spliced from 6 exons. The record is from RefSeq and is a predicted model, not a curated record. NCBI's taxonomy places the organism in Eukaryota, Metazoa, Arthropoda, Insecta, Hemiptera, Phylloxeridae.